Molecule: messenger RNA, 1507 nt
Organism: Ipomoea nil (Japanese morning glory)
Lineage: Eukaryota; Viridiplantae; Streptophyta; Magnoliopsida; Solanales; Convolvulaceae
Product: AAA-ATPase ASD, mitochondrial-like
Exons: 2
Coding region: 1-1503 (500 amino acids)
Molecular function (GO): ATP binding; ATP hydrolysis activity
Source: RefSeq, a predicted model, not a curated record
AUGAAAGAGAAGAAGGAGAAGAGAGUUAUGGCGGAUUUGUGGUCUAACGUGGGACCCGCAUUAGCCACAUUCAUGUUUUUCCGCAGUGUAUACGAGAGCUAUUUCCCUCAAGACUUGAUCAGCAGGUAUAUUAACAAAGUGUUAAGCUACUUCUACCCAUAUGUCACCAUUACUUUUCCAGAAUUCAAAACAGAAGGCUUCUAUGAGCGCAGCAAAGUGUUCGGGUACAUCGAACGGUACCUUAGCUCCAGCGCCUCCACACAAGCAACUUCUCUGUUAGCCAAUGGAGUCCGAGGUAGCACCGAAUACGUUGUUCUUAGUAUGGGACAUUACGAGAAAGUGAUCGACAUAUACAAAGGAAUCAGGCUGGAGUGGAGCUCGUACAAGCACUCACCGAGCAAACAGACGAUCAAUUGGGGCGGAAAGGAAGUGGACAAGAGGCUUUUCGACCUUAAAUUUCACAAGAAACAUCUCGAGGUUGUUACCAAGCAUUACUUGAAACAUGUGGUGGAAGAGGGGAAGAGGAUUUAUAAGAAGGAAAAGAAGCGCCGGCUGUAUACAAACAACAAGAGCGAUGAUUGGGACGACGACAAGUGGAGCUACGUCACCUGGAAGCAUCCUUCCACUUUUGAAACAAUGGCGUUGGCGCCAAAGAUGAAGCAGGAAAUCAUUGAUGAUUUGAUCGCGUUUAGAAACGCUAAGGAUUAUUAUAUGAAGAUAGGGAAGGCUUGGAAGCAUGGUUAUCUUCUUUAUGGCCCGCCUGGAACUGGAAAAUCGAGCACAAUUGCUGCCAUGGCGAAUCUCAUGGAAUACGAUGUGUAUGAUAUUGAGCUUACCACGGUGAAGGAUAACAGUGACCUGAGGAAGCUACUGAUAGAUACUACCAGCAAGUCUAUCAUAGUGAUUGAAGACAUUGAUUGCUCUCUUGAUCUCACUGGUAAGAGGAGUGCGGAAGAAGAGGAGAGCAGCAGUGAUGACGAGGAUGAUAUUCCAAUCCCGAACAAGGCGAAGAAGAAGGAGAAGAAGAGCGAAGAGGUGACAUUAUCAGGGCUCUUGAACUUCGUCGAUGGUCUCUGGUCUGCAAUUGGGGAAGAAAGGAUCAUGAUUUUCACAACAAACCACGUGGAAAAGCUCGACCUAGCUUUGAUUCGGAGAGGGAGGAUGGAUAUGCACAUCGAGCUAUCAUAUUGCUGCUUUGAAGCUUUCAAGGUGCUAGCCAGAAACUAUCUACAGCUUGAAUCUCACCUUCUGUUCUCCAAGAUUGAGUGUUUGCUUGCAGAAACCAAAAUCACCCCGGCCCACGUGGGAGAGAAUUUGAUGCCCAAGUCUGCCAAAGAUAAUGCUGAAGUUUGCUUGCAGAGAUUGAUCGAAACCCUAGAAACUGCAAAGGAAGAAGCCAGGUUGAAGACUAUGGAACAACACAAACCCAGGGCUGCCGAGAGAAACGAGAAAACAAUGAUCAAAAAGAUCAGAAGACAACUAAACAGGCUAUUCAAGAAGUAGAAAA